AUGUCCGGACACGUCCCGAAGAGAGGUCUUGGGGACUUCCCCAGCCUGGGUGCCGAAGCUAUUAUGAGUGCUGUGCGUUUCACGGCCAAACAGGUCCUAGAACAUAUAUUUUCCAUUGACUCUGACUGCGACGAGGAAGCGGAGGAGGAAGCGUCCGAAGAAGAAGACGGGGAGGAAUACAACCCAGAGGACGAGGAGACCACCGAGGACGACGACGACGACUACGACGCCGCCGACGCCGACAAGGACGACGCCCAAGUAGAAGAAGGCCAAGGCGUAGAAGAAGGCCAAGGCGUAGAAGACGAACGAGACGAUGACGACGACGACAACGACGAUGACGACGACGACGACCAAGAAGAAGAAGAAGGAGAAGAAGAACAAGGGGAAGGUGAAGGAGAGCGAGGAGACCGCCGCCGCCGCCGCCUCAGCCCCCGACCACAACACGAUAUCCCUCGAGUGGAAAGAGAGACAUUCGUGUCGAGAAACGGCCAAAUCCAAUGGUGCUCGGUGCCCUGUGACAACAAUUGGGGCGUCAGAGGGGCCGCCGCAGCGGCAAAAAGUAACAGGCUGGUUGCUGAGGUGCCGGAGGACAUGAGGCCCGGGCCUACUAGGCAGGCCGUAGGCCAAGCCCGCGACAUCCUCUCCACGUUCUGCCUGUUUUUCACACUGGAGAUAGAAGACAUCAUCCUGGAGAUGACCAAUCUGGAGGGCGUUCGAAAAUACAGAGCCCGAGGCGACGGCGACGGCUGCCGCGACGACGACCACCGCCACUACGCCGACGACCACGAAGACCACGACCGCGACCGCUGCUGGAAAGCGAUGGACUCCACCGACCUGCGAGCCUACGUAGGGCUGCUCAUCCUAGCCGGCGUGUACAGGUCCCGAGGCGAAGCAGCCUCUAGUCUCUGGGACGCCGAGAGCGGGAGGACCAUUUUCCGCGCAACCAUGCCGCUCAAAGUCUUUCAUGCUUACUCUAGACUCCUUCGCUUCGACGACCGCCAGACCAGAGCCGAGAGACGCGCAGCAGGUGGCUGUGACAAACUUGCGGCCGUGAGAGAGGUCUGGGACAAGUGGGUUGAGAGGCUGCCGCUCCUCUACAACCCCGGGCCCGACGUGACGGUGGACGAGCAACUGGUCCCUUUCAGAGGUGGGCCGGGCCAACAACACCAUACAAGAGCACAACAACACCGUACACAACACGCUAAUACUAAUUCUCUCUCUCUCUCUCUCUCUCUCUCUCUCUCUCUCUCUCUCUCUCUCUCUCUCUCUCUCUCUCUCUCUCUCUCUCUCUCUCUCUCUCUCUCUCUCCUCCAGGCCGAUGUCCUUUCCGCCAGUAUAUUCCAAGCAAGCCGGCCAAAUACGGCAUCAAGACCUGGGUGGCCUGCGACUCCAAAUCCAGCUACGCCUGGAAGAUGCAGGUCUACACCGGGAAGGCCACCUGCGGAGGCCCCGAGAAGAACCAGGUGAUGAGGGUCGUGCUCGAUUUGACGCAGGGACUCAGGGGUCACAACGUCACCUGCGACAAUUUCUUCACCUCAUACGAGCUCGCGCGCCAGCUCCUGAGGAGGAACGUCACCGUGGUCGGCACAGUCAGAAAUAACAAGCCAGAGCUCCCGCCGGCGCUGCUCGCCUCAAAGGACAGGCUCCUCUUCUCCUCCAAGUUCGCCUUCACGCCCACCACCGCUCUAGUGUCCUACCUGCCAAAGAAAAACAAGAACGUCUUACUCCUGAGCACGCUGCACACCGAGGCUCACGUUAGCCGUCGCCAGGACAAGAAGCCGGCCAUCGUCCUAGACUACAACAGCAACAAGGGAGGUGUGGACAACCUAGACAAGGUGAUUGGAACCUACAGCUGCAGGAGGAUGACCGCCCGCUGGCCCCUGGUCAUCUUCCACAACAUCCUUGACGUGUCCUCCUACAACACUUUUGUCAUAUGGCGAGAGCUCAACCCUACUUGGAUGCCUGGUAAGCGAAACAAGAGGAGGGUGUUCCUCGAGCAGCUGGGAAAGGCACUAGUGACUCCGUUCAUACAAAGAAGGGCCCGUCUCCCUCGCACCGAAGCCUCUGCGGCGCUCGUCAAAGCUGUUCAGAGGGCUACGUAUCGUGAUCAGCCCCGGGAUCAAGGCCCCACCGCAGCGGCCCACGCACCGAACAAUGCAUCGGCCCAAGCACCCGACCCCGCACAACCCAGUAAAUGGAAGAGGUGUCAGGUCUGCCCCACAAAGAAGGACUGUAAAACACACACUGUGUGCACCAGGUGUAACAAAUACAUCUGCAAAGGCUGUUCGCACGCAUACUGUCCCACAUGUUCCAAUUGGGCCUUUAGUGAGAGGGGGACAGUUCGACCCGGAGGGCACGGCGUGUGUACAGAAUACCAGGAUAACGGGAGGGUUAUUACGAAGUUAAAUAACUAAAAUAUAGUCGUUGCAUAAGUAUUCAGCCCCUUUGUUAAGGCAAGCUUAAUUUGGCUUAUCAAACCACAUAAAAAGUUACAUGGACUCACUCGUGUGAAAUAAUAGGGUUUGACGUGAUUUUUAAACGACUAACCCUUCCUCUGUCUCCAAUACAUCUGUAAGGUCCCUCAGUCAAGUAUUGAAUUUCAAGGACAGAUUAAACUACAAAGACCAGGGAGCUUUUCGAAAGCCUCGUAAAAAAGGACAGUGAUUGGCAGAUGGGUAAUACUAACAAAUCAGACAUUGAAUAUCUCUUUAAGCAUGGUCUGGUAAAUAAUUGUAUUAAACCACCCAGACACCUCAAAGAUACAGUCGUCCUUCUGAGCUGAGCUGCAGGACAGGAAGGAAACUGCUCAGGGAUGUCACCAUGAGACCAUUGGUGAUUUUAAAACAGCUACAGAGUUCAAUGGCUGUGAUGGGAGAGAACUGAGGGUGGAUCAACAACAUUGUACUGACUCCACAAUAAUGAACUAAAUGACAGAGUGAAAAGAAGAACACAAAUAAACUAAAUAAAAAAUAUUACAAAACAUGCAUCUUGUACGCAUCUACGACACUAAAGUAAUACUGCAAAAAAGCAUGGUAAAGGAAUACUAUUUUUGGCAUAAAUGCAAAGCCAUGUGUUUGGGGCAAAUCCAAUCACUGAUUAACUGCUUCCUUAUUUUUAAGCAUGCUGGUGGCUGCAUCAUGAUAUGGGUAUGUUUGACAUCGGCAAAUACUGGGGAGUUUUUCAGGAUAAAAGUAAACGGGAUGGAGCUAAGCACAGGCAAAAUCCAAGAGCAAAACCUGCUUCAGUCUGCUUUACACCAGACACUGGGAGAGGAAUUCACCUUUCAGCAGGACAAUAACCAACGACACGAGACCAAAUCUACACUGGAGUUGCUUACCAAGAAUACAGUGAAUGUUCCUAAGUGGCCAAGUUACAGUUUUGACUUAAAUCUGCUUGAAAUACUAUGGCAAAACGUAAUAAUUGCGGUCUACCCAUGAUCCCCAACAUUUGACAGAGCUUGAAGAAUUGUGAAAAGAAUAAUAGGCAAAUAUUGCAUAUCCAUAUGUAUGGACUCAGGGAGCUGAAUACUUAUGCAAAACUAUAUUUGAUUUAUUAGAUUUUUUAUUAAUCUUAAAAAUAUACACUACCGUUCAAAAGUUUGGGGUCACUUAGAAAUGUCCUUGUUUUCCAUGAAAACAUACAUGAAAUGAGUUUGAAUAGGAAAUAUAGAAAAAUGCAUAGGAAAUGUAGUCAUUGACAAGGUUAGAAAUAAUAAUUGUGUCCUUCAAACUUAGCUUUCGUCAAAGAAUCCUCCAUCUGCAGCAAUUACAGCCUUGCAGACCUUUGGCAUUCUAGUUGUCAAUGUGUUGAGGUAAUCUGAAGAGAUUUCACCCCAUGCUUCCUGAAGCACCUCCCACAAGUUGGAUCAAGCUGUUCCCACAACAGCUCAAUAUGGUUGAGAUCCGGUGACUGUGCUGGCCACUCCAUUAUAAACAGAAUACCAGCUGACUGCUUCUUCCCUAAAUAGUUAUUGUGUAGUUUGGAGCUGUGCUUUGGGUCAUUGUCCUGUUGUAGGAGGAAAUUGGCUCCAAUCAAGUGCCGUCCACAGGGUAUGGCAUGGCGUUGCAAAAUGGAGUGAUAGACUUCCUUCUUCAAGAUCCCUUUUACCCUGUACAAAUCUCCCACUUUACCACCACCAAAGCACCCCCAGACCAUCACAAUGCCUCCACCGUGCUUGACAGAUGGCAUCAAGCACUCCUCCAGCAUAUUUUCAUUUGGUCUGCGUCUCACAAAUGUUCUUCUUUGUGAUCCGAACACCUCAAACUUCGAUUCGUCUGUCCAUAACACUUUUUUCCAAUCUUCCUCUGUCCAGUGUCUGUGUUCUUUUGUCCAUCUUAAUCUUUUAUUUUUAUUGGCCAGUCUGAGAUAUGGCUUUUUCUUUGCAACUCUGCCUAGAAGGUCAGCAUCCCGGAGUCGCCUCUUCACUGUUGACGUUGAGACUGGUGUUUUGCGGGUACUAUUUAAUGAAGCUGCCAGUUGAGGACCAGUCAGGCAUCUGUUUCUCAAACUAGACACUAAUGUAUUUGUCCUCUUGCUCAGUUGUGCACCGGGGCCUCCCACUCCUCUUUCUAUUCUGGUUAGAGCCAGUUUGCGCUGUUCUGUGAAGGGAGUAGUACACAGCAUUGUACGAGAUCUUCUGUUUCUUGGCAAUUUCUCGCAUGGAAUAGCCUUCAUUUCUCAGAACAAGAAAAGACUGAUGAGUUUCAGAAGAAAGUUAUUUGUUUCUGGACAUUUUGAUUCUGUAAUCGAACCCACAAUUGCUGAUGCUCCAGAUAUUCAACUAGUCUCAAGAAGGCCAGUUUUAUUGCUUCUUUAAUCAGCACAACAGUUUUCAGCUGUGCUAACAUAAUUGCAAAAGUGUUUUCUAAUGAUCAAUUAGCCUUUUAAAAUUAUAAACUUGGAUUAGCAAACACAACGUGCCAUUGGAACACAGGACUGAUGGUUGCUGGUAAUGGGCCUCUGUACGCCUAUGUAGAUAUUCCAUAAAAAAUCAGCCGUUUCCAGCUACAAUAGCCAUUUACAACAUUAACAAUGUCUACACUGUAUUUCUGAUCAAUUUUAUGUUAUUUUAAUAGACAAAAAAUAGCUUUUCUUUCAAAAACAAGGACAUUUCUAAGUGACCCCAAACUUUUGAACGGUAGUGUAUAUAUCAUUUUUCUUCCACUUUGACAUUAGACUAUUUUGUGUAGAUUGUUGACAAAAAAAAAGACAAUUAAAUCUAUUUUAAUCCCACUUUGUAACACAAUAAAAUGAAAGGAAAUCCAAGGGGUCUGAAUACUUUUGCAAGGGACUGUAAUUACCUAUUCAAGCUGCAUACUUGAGGGGUGUGUUGUAGAAGUGACUGACAGGACAAUGCUUUGUUAGGAAUGGAGGGUUGGUUUCAUUACAGCUUGUUACACACUAUCAGCUCCGGCCACACUAUAGUUACAAUAAUAAUAUAAUUUGGUGGGUGCUUAUAUUUGUCCUAUUUCACACAUGUAGUCCUACAAGUGUGUAUUAUACGCAUGUGUGAUUAUUAUUAUUUUUUAAUUGCAUAGGUGAUCCUAGAGCAUAAGCUUAAUGGCCUUGCUCAAAGGCACAUAGACAGAUUUUUCACCUUGUUGGCUCAGUGAUUCAAACUAGCAACUGUAACUGCAACCUUGCAGUUACUGGCCCACAUACAAAAGAUAUCCUAUGAUUUGUAUGGCUCUGGUAUGUAAAUCCUACUACUGUUUGGACAAAAAAACAUUUACAUUUGCACAGUAGUUGAGGUGAGCUAGGGGUGUGUUGUAACACAGAGAACUUGUCACUUUCCAAGUGAGAUGAAUAUGUGUGCGUAACCCAGCAACGGCCACUCUAUUGUUCCAAAUGGUAUCUGUGUUUUCCCCCCACAACGUACAGACAUAUUCUCUAUAGUCUAAGGACAGCAGUGUGUCUCCACAGAAACACUUGGGACCCAUCCAAAGCUAAAUAGUGUUAUCAUCUUUAUCAUCUACACCACACCACCCAGGCCUUGGUUUGGACUGCAGCUCCUACUCCCACUGCUCUGUUCCUCUGUCCUACAGGUGUGGGGCUGUGCCCUCCGCUGA
Molecule: messenger RNA, 6068 nt
Organism: Coregonus sp. 'balchen'
Lineage: Eukaryota; Metazoa; Chordata; Actinopteri; Salmoniformes; Salmonidae
Source: the annotation of a GenBank genome assembly